GUAUGUCGGAACCGUCGUGUGUCAUCCUCUUCUUUCGAGUCGGCGAUUAAUAGCGGACGGACCCAUCCGGCAGAAGGAGACAAACACGGCGGGACAAUGGCAGGAGAGGAAGAACAGAGGCCUGAUAAGGGUUUUAGGUUGAUGGGGAUCCUGGAUGUCCAGAAAACUCCGUGUGCCAGAGAAGCCAUCUUGCAUGGAGCUGGAGGCUCACUAGCUGCUGGCCUGCUUUACUUUCUGGCUACCAGUCGGGUUAAGAGGUCUUUCGACGUAGGAGUUGCGGGUUUUAUGGUCACCACACUUGGUUCCUGGUUUUACUGCAGGAUAAACAACGCUAAACUACGCGUGCAGCAGAGGUUCAUCCAGGAGGGCUUAAAGAACAAAGUGGUGUAUGAAGGAACGGUUCGAGACCCCACAAAAAAGAGACACCCUCAGGCCCCUCGUGACCUCCAGCACUGAACCUCCUCCUCGUUUUCAGUGAGGAUUUGGAGGACACUGUUCGGGUUAACGGACUGAACUGACUCUGACUGUACACAUCAUGGAAAAUACUGAAAACCAACAUUUUAUGAAUCUUAUUUUUGUUGUUGCUUGUUGUCAAGGAACUCAUUAAAUAUUGUUUCUGUUUGCAAAAUGCCUGUUUUCUCAGUGAAGUGAUACAUUUGAAUGUACCCGAAACUCCACACUCAGUCCCUUAUACCCAAAACUUGUACUGACUGGGAGGCAAAGCUGCUCAUACUGUGUAUCCUACUCUGAAAUUAAUAACAAAAAAUCCUUGGUGUU
Molecule: messenger RNA, 777 nt
Organism: Acanthochromis polyacanthus (spiny chromis)
Lineage: Eukaryota; Metazoa; Chordata; Actinopteri; Pomacentridae
Product: cytochrome c oxidase assembly protein COX20, mitochondrial
Exons: 5
Coding region: 97-456 (119 amino acids)
Biological process (GO): mitochondrial respiratory chain complex IV assembly
Cellular component (GO): mitochondrial inner membrane; mitochondrion
Source: RefSeq, a predicted model, not a curated record